AUGGAGCCCCAGACCGAGGGCAGCCCAGCAUUACUACCAGGCCUCCUGCCUCGCAUUUCACUGCAGAAAGAGGGCGCUGUGACCGUGGCAGCUUGCACUGUGCCCGGUCCGCACACAGGAAGCCUUUACACAAACCCAAAAUCUCGAGUGGCACAGCUAUCACUGCGAUGCCCUAGACCACUGCGCCACUCAGGAGGCCCCCUUGGGGCAACUUCUACCUUAAGUGAAACUGGUGAUGGUAAUUAUGAUGGGGGUGAUGAUGUUCACUGCAGGUCCUGGCUGAGGUGUGUUCGUGGGACCUCGCCCCUGUUCCUGAGCAAUACAAGAAGGUCUGUCACAGCCUGGCAGUGGUGUCUGGAGGAGUUGGACUCGAGUGUGAACCUGUUGGGUGAUGGACCCUGUUCGGCCUGCUGUCAGCCUGCCCCCUACUGGGCAGCCUCUCCCUGCCGGCCUGCAACCUCACAGCCUGCUACCAGUAGCCAUACAGCCUCAUACUGGCCAGCGCCUUUGCAGAUAAACAGCAACACUGCAUCGUACUGGCCAGUACCCUGGCAGGAUGACUGCUCCCUGACCCACCUGAAUCUGGCGGGAAAUGGACUGAUGGACAGCAGCAUUUCCACCCUCGCCAGGUGUCUGCCUCUCUGUCCCUCCAUGGUGUCUGUGGACCUGGCAUGGAACCCAGCGGUGACCUCAGCGGGACUCCACAGCAUCCUCUCCAACCGGCGACCUUUGACCUAUCUCAACCUCCAAGGUUGUCAGGUAGCCGGACCCUGGAGCAGCUCUAGUUUGGACGACUUGUCAGACCAGGUCCAGGACCUGUGGCUGUGCUCAACAAACUGGACUGCAAGGCGCUGCAGCAGAUCUGGGGCCAGAGGAGGCCCAGGGCCUGCUUCCUCUCCAGGGAUGCCAAGUGCCUGCUCACUACUGCCCCUUCACUGUGAGGAAGACUCCUUGAGUUUUCACACCUUUAAAGACUGGUGUCGCUUCGAUUCCAAUGUGUACACUUGAGAUUAUUUACACUCCUUGGUCCUCAUAUUUGAGGCAUCAUUUGGUGACACAGGCUGCAGAGGGAUCUCGGCACCAAUAUUUUGAAUGCAUUAUGUAGGUAUAAUUAUUACAGGGUGUGUGUGGGAACUCUUUCAAGACUGUUGGAAAAGUUUUCCUCAAGAAGCUGGUUGAGAGAAUGUCAAGAGUGAAAAGCUGUCAUCAAGGCAAAGGGUAGCUAGCUACCUUGAAGAACUUAUUCUACAAUGUAGAAUUUUUUUUUUUUUAAAUAAGAAAAACCAUUGAAUGAGUAGGUUUGUCCAAACUUUUGACUGGUACUGUACAUGUAAAUUCUGAGUCUGUAUUUGUAUUUUGUCUAAGUUUUGUGAGUAUUCAAUGGAAAACACAAAUAUUAAGUGAACAUAAUCAUCAUUAUUUAACUCUAUUUGCCAUGGUGCUUUUUUUCCAUGCAACCCCACAACAGUUGCUGACUGACUGAAGAAAUGGUCAAGCUGAGAAAUGAUUAAAUUGCUUCAUUCUGUCAAGUUCCCCCUAGUCUCUUCCCACAGCCACUGUAUCUCUGACACAACACUGGAGCGUCAUGAGUCUUGCAAAUGAAACCGUUUUCACACCCAACUUGGUGUGAGUUUCUAAAGACACACAGCUUCACACUGUGGUUUCAUUCCUUUUUAGUUAACCCACUGACUGGCCUUCUUCUCACUGUUUAAUGUUUCUACAGAGGAGGGUUUUGGGUGAGCGUCAAGAUACUGUUGGAAAGUGCCUAGUCACACAUCAGUGUUGUUACCUCAGUGUAUCACUAUAUCACUCAGAGAUUGGGCCAAAGCCAUUAUGGUUAGGAUAACAAAUUUCAUCACCUGUUAUUGUAAUUUCCAAUUUCUAAAAAGCAAUUACUAAAUGGUUUCUGUUAGUUCAACUUGUGGAUGGUGCUACUGCCACCUUGAUAACUAUUUAAGCAUACCCAUGUGUGUAAAGGGCUGCUAACCACUCUUAUGGUUGGGACAUUUUUGAAAACAUGCACAAACCUUUUCACAGUUUGAAAGAUGUAGUAUGCAUGCAUACUGAUACUUUCUAGAAAGUGCAGCAAGUACAUAUUAGUGGUCACAGUGUCUUCCCACAGCUGCUGUGUCUUACCUAUUUGAGGGAAACCAGACUAUGACAUGCAUGUGGUUAUGCUCUAGUCUAGCUAGAAUCCUCUCAGAAGCAGAUAUAUCAAAAUUACACUAUAUAAACCUCUGUUUUUUUUUAUUUGAGUCUCCCAAAAAUUGCAACCCUUCCCAUUUGGCUUUACAGCAUUUUAUUUAACCAGUAGACCUGUAUUUUUUUUAGGAACUCAGUCGUGACUUAUUGUUGAGAGUUAUUCAAGUAGAAUACACAAGGUGUAUCUUUUGAUGACAGGCUGCAGAGGGAUCUCAGGCAUUUCUAUUAUGUUAUAUUAAUAUUAUGCAUUAUGUAGAUACAGUGGGGCAAAAAAAGUAUUUAGUCAGCCACCAAUUGUGCAAGUUCUCCCACUUAAAAAUAUGAGAGAGGCCUGUAAUUUUCAUCAUAGGUACACUUCAACUAUGACAGACAAAAUGAGAAAAAAAAUCCAGAAAAUCACAUUGUAUGAUUUUUAUUGAAUUUAUUUGCAAAUUAUGGUGGAAAAUAAGUAUUUGGUCAAUAACAAAAGUUUAUCUCAAUACUUUGUUAUAUACCCUUUGUUGGCAAUGACAGAGGUCAAACAUUUUCUGUAGGUCUUCACAAGGUUUUCACACACUGUUGCUGGUAUCUUGCCCCAUUCCUCCAUGCAGAUCUCCUCUAGAGCAGUGAUGUUUUGGGGCUGUUGCUGGGCAACAAGGACUUUCAACUCCCUCCAAAGAUUUUCUAUGGGGUUGAGAUCUGGAGACUGGCUAGGCCACUCCAGGACCUAGAAAUGCUUCUUACGAAGCCACUCCUUCGUUGCCCGGGUGGUGUGUUUGGGAUCAUUGUCAUGCUGAAAGGCCCAGCCACGUUUCAUCUUCAAUGCCCUUGCUGAUGGAAGGAGGUUUUCACUCAAAAUCUCACGAUACAUGGCCCCAUUCAUUCGUUCCUUUACACGGAUCAGUCGUCCUGGUCCCUUUGCAGAAAAACAGCCCCAAAGCAUGAUGUUUCCACCCCCAUAAUUCACAGUAGGUAUGGUGUUCUUUGGAUGCAACUCAGCAUUCUUUGUCCUCCAAACACGACGAGUUGAGUUUUUACCAAAACGUUCUAAUGUGGUUUCAUCUGACCAUAUGACAUUCUCCCAAUCUUCUUCUGGAUCAUCCAAAUGCUCUCUAGCAAACUUCAGACGGGCCUGGACAUGUACUGGCUUAAGCAGGGGGGCACGUCUGGCACUGCAAGAUUUGAGUCCCUGGCGGCGUAGUGUGUUACUGAUGGUAGGCUUUGUUACUUUGGUCCCAGCUCUCUGCAGGUCAUUCACUAGGCCCCCCCCCGUGUGGUUCUGGGAUUUUUGCUCACCGUUCUUAUGAUCAUUUUGACCCCACGGGGUGAGAUCUUGCGUGGAGCCCCAGAUUGAGGGAGAUUAUCAGUGGUCUUGUACGUCGUCCAUUUCCUAAUAAUUGCUCCCACAGUUGAUUUCUUCAAACCAAGCUACUUACCUAUUGCAGAUUCAAUCUUCCCAGCCUGGUGCAGGUCUACAAUUUUGUUUCUGGUGUCCUUUGACAGCUCUUUGGUCUUGGCCAUAGUGGAGUUUGGAGUGUGACUGUUUGAGGUUGUGGACAGGUGUCUUUUAUACUGAUAACAAGUUCAAACAGGUGCCAUUAAUACAGGUAACGAGUGAAGGACAGAGGAGCCUCUUAAAGAAGAAGUUACAGGUCUGUGAGAGCCAGAAAUCUUGCUUGUUUGUAGGUGACCAAAUACUUAUUUUCCACCAUAAUUUGCAAAUAAAUUCAUUAAAAAUCCUACAAUGUGUUUUUCUGGACUUCUUUUCUCAUUUUGUCUGUCAUAGUUGAAGAGUACCUAUGAUGAAAAUUACAGGCCUCUCUCAUCUUUUUAAGUGGGAGAACUUGCACAAUUGGUGGCUGACUAAAUACUUUUUUGCCCCACUGUAAGCACUGAAGUCAACGUCCAUUGCUUCACUCGCAUGUCAUCUCUAGUUGGCAGUUUUUGCUCGUUUUUUAAUACUAGUUGUUCCUGCCGACGCCCAGCACCUGGAUCUAAAUGCACUGCUGUGCACAGGGUUUCUCUUUCUUUUUUUGUCUCCAACUCUCCCUUGGUAUGGUUGUCAUCUCUGUCUAUGAUGUAGUCCCCCCACGUGUCGUCCUACUCUUUCAGAUACCCCCAACCUUGAAGAUUAAAGGAUUGAGCAAAGGCUAGCCAAAAAACAAACAAACAAUCUAAUUAGCGUUUGACAUUUUUUUCACAUACAGUUAAUGUUACAUCAGCUAAUUCCAUUAGACCUAUUUAGUUACAUUACAUUAGGCUUAUUUAGUUACACUUCAUUAGGUCUAUUUAGUUACCAAGUAUAUGCCUUACAUUUUACCUCAAAAAAGACUGGGCACAUAUUGACCUGCACAAACCAGCAGAAGACUAAUACUGAUUAUGGGAGAACUGGACCUCAGUCACAAGAUACUGAAUGUUUUAGGCCAGCGUUGUUGCAAAAUACAUGUUAUGCAUAUACUACUAACACCCUUCAAAUCAUUAGUAGUUACCACAACCCUUUCUCGGUAGCAGUUACCGCUACUAAUGUUAUGUACUACAGUGUUACUUGCGGUUACAUUUAUAUAUAUAUUUAUAUUUAUAUUCUGAUAGCACUGAAUAUACCAUUUGUCAGUUGAGGGCUGGAUUCAAUCCGUAUCGCGGAAGUAUUGAGGAAGAUCCAUGUUAAAAUGUGAAGGUAAUUUCUGAUUGAGCUGACAUAUGCAUAGUUUAUUGAUAAAUGCAGUCUCCGCGGACGCGGGAACAUUGCCUUUAAAUUUCAAUCGAGCUAUAACUUGAAUCUUCC
Messenger RNA from Oncorhynchus keta (chum salmon), 4963 nucleotides. RefSeq names its product tonsoku-like protein. The transcript has 7 exons. Gene Ontology annotation, molecular function: protein binding. The coding region runs from base 1 to 1008 and encodes 335 amino acids. NCBI's taxonomy places the organism in Eukaryota, Metazoa, Chordata, Actinopteri, Salmoniformes, Salmonidae. The record is from RefSeq and is a predicted model, not a curated record.